This is a messenger RNA of Sphaerodactylus townsendi, 1591 nucleotides long. RefSeq names its product ubiquitin specific peptidase 50 (gene USP50). NCBI's taxonomy places the organism in Eukaryota, Metazoa, Chordata, Lepidosauria, Squamata, Sphaerodactylidae. The record is from RefSeq and is a predicted model, not a curated record. The transcript is spliced from 8 exons. Gene Ontology annotation, biological process: protein K48-linked deubiquitination; Ras protein signal transduction; protein K63-linked deubiquitination. Gene Ontology annotation, cellular component: extrinsic component of plasma membrane; midbody; cytosol. Gene Ontology annotation, molecular function: cysteine-type deubiquitinase activity. The coding region runs from base 1 to 1326 and encodes 441 amino acids.
AUGGGUUUCUCCCGGGCAUCUUCUAACGUCGACCUUUGCGGCACUGGAAAGAGCUUGACUCUACCGAGGCACUCGCUCCACAAAAGAGCAAGAUGUGGCGACGUGACCACGCAAGGAAGCAGAAACAGCAGGCAUCAGAAUGAAGAGGUGGAGGUAAACCGGUGCCCCAAAACCCCAGUUAAGACUUCACCUUGUCUCCUUGCAAGCCAUCCUAUGGCUUCCAGGUCAAUGAAGAUGCCUGACGACUUCAAUAUAUAUUAUCUUCUUAAGGAUGCCCUUUCCUCCGAGAAUUUGAAUGAGACCCACGAGGAGACCAAUCCACAGUACCAAGGACUGACCGGCUUACGCAACUUGGGCAAUACAUGCUACAUGAAUGCUGUGAUCCAGUGCCUCUGCAGCAUAUCCCCGCUGGUGGAGUAUUUCCUCUCUGGCAAGUAUAUAACAUCCCUGGACAAAGAUAAUGGAGAGAUCGCAACGGCUUUUGCCUACCUGAUGAACGAAAUGUGGCUUGGGGACUUUGACUGUGUAUCCCCGGAGGUAUUCCGACUGGUCAUUGGUGAGCAAUAUCCCACUUUUCUCAAGAAGACCCAACAAGAUGCCCAGGAGUUUCUGAUUCACGUGUUGAAUGAACUACACGAAGCUCUCAAGAAGUCGAGUAAAAGGAGAAAUCAAGGCACCACGUCGACUGCUUGGGAAUCCAGGCCUUCUGUCACUGAAUCCUCUAUAAUCACCCGGCUUUUUGAAGGACACCUCAGCUACUACGUCAUGUGUUUGGAGUGUCAAACCACCACCUACAAAAAUGAGAUCUUCACCGUUUUAUCUCUCCCUAUCCCUUACGAGACUGAAUGCUCGCUAGAGGAGUGCCUCGAAUGUUUCUUUCAGCAAGACAUGCUAACUUGGAACAACCAGAUCACUUGCUCCAGCUGUGGAACGAAGCAAGAUGCUGCCGUGAAAGCCAGCAUCGCCAAAGCACCCAAGACGGUGAUCUUCCACUUGAAGAGAUUUGAUUGUCAAGGAAGUUACAAAAAGAAACUGACAACUGACAUCUACUACCCUCUGAACAACUUGGAUCUGUCCCCUUAUAUCUAUCCACUCUUUCGGAAAAAUCCAAAAUACAGCUUAUUUGCUGUGGUGAACCAUUUUGGAGAUCUGGACGGCGGCCACUACACGGCCUUCUGCAAGCACACCAUCUCCCAAAACUGGUACAACUUCGACGACUCUCGCAUUAGUGAGAUUGCAGAGUCGGCUCUCCAAACUCCGGACGCUUAUCUCCUGUUCUAUAGCAACCAAAGUUUCUCUGUGCCAGUGAAAAACCAAAGCUGUUAAGAACAGACAGAACAAGAACGAAGUGGUGACAGUGUUAGCAUAAACGUGCGCAAACUGGUGAGUCGAGUUUUGAACGACUGUUAAAAGAAGAUAUGUCUGCAUUCCUGUCCCUGUGUUUUGGCUGUAAGAAAGCGAUUCAGAAACCAGAUCCAGGAAGCACCGCUACUUUCUGCAGGGAAGGGACAGAUGCAGGAUUUGAACAUGUGUUUGUUAAUCUGCCACGUGAUGUAGCAUAGCCCAAGUUAAAUAAAUGGUUCCCGGACAA